GAAAACUACUCCCAUUAAAGUCAAAAUUGAACCUUCUUUAAUGAAAGACUUAAUUGUAUAUCCAUCUGUGUUCUCUAAAGCAACCAAUAUUGAUACGGAAUAUAAGAGUAAGCUCAAGAUAGUGCCAAAUAAAAAUGAAGUUAAAGUGGAGCCACUCUCAAUAGAAACAACUCUAGCAACACCAUCUAUUGAAACUAAAAACACUGUUAACAAUAUAGAAUUAGAAUUACAGAACAACCCUCGUAAGAGAAAUAUGGCAGAACAAGAAGUACUAACACCUACCCAAAAAGACUACCAGAAACUAGUUAAAGAUAUACUAGUUAAAAAAAAGUGUGGCAUUAGUGAUUACAGACUGGAAGAACUCAUAAAAGAGGAACUGCAAACAGAUGCAAAAUCAUCUAAGCAAUUAA
Messenger RNA from Dentiscutata erythropus, 410 nucleotides. NCBI's taxonomy places the organism in Eukaryota, Fungi, Glomeromycota, Glomeromycetes, Diversisporales, Gigasporaceae. The record is from the annotation of a GenBank genome assembly.